AUGUCAGGUGAAAUCACUCCAAAUAUAUUUGAAGGAUUUAAAUUAAUUGCCAACAAGGGACUUAGCAGUCAUUUCCAACUGAGCCACUCAUUUAUCCUCAGCAGUGGCAAAUCCUCUGGCUAUAAAUUUGGGUCAACAUAUGUGGGGACUCAGCAGAUAUCACCUAACGAGGCAUAUCCCGUAUUAGUUGGAGAGAUGUCUCCUUCUGGCGACCUCACAGCAAAUAUAAUCCACCAGUUGACCCCUUCUAUCAGACUCCGUCUCAUGGCUUUGGUGGAAAAACACCGUUGGUUGACAUGUCAAUACUCUGCGGAAUAUCGGUCUCCCUUAUACUCCCUCACACUUGCAGCUGGGGACGUGGAUGUGGUCAAUGGGAGAGGUUUGGUCCCCUUUUUUAACAAUGAGGCACUCUUAUUGGGCAAUAGGUUUUUUGUACUGAUUAGACCAGGGCUUGUCGACACGGAAUAUACUGUGGGAGCCACUAUGGAGAAGAGACUGACCCCCAUGCCCUUCACGCUUGUUUUCUCUGCUUUGAUUUCACAUUUGGCCGGAAAAUAUCAUUUUGGACUUGGGCUUAUUUUGGGGUGA
This is a messenger RNA of Octopus sinensis (East Asian common octopus), 588 nucleotides long. Its product is annotated as mitochondrial import receptor subunit TOM40 homolog. NCBI's taxonomy places the organism in Eukaryota, Metazoa, Mollusca, Cephalopoda, Octopoda, Octopodidae. The transcript has 3 exons. Gene Ontology annotation, cellular component: mitochondrial outer membrane translocase complex; mitochondrial outer membrane. The record is from RefSeq and is a predicted model, not a curated record. Gene Ontology annotation, molecular function: transmembrane protein transporter activity. Gene Ontology annotation, biological process: protein import into mitochondrial matrix. Bases 1 to 588 code for a protein of 195 amino acids.